This is a messenger RNA of Aspergillus campestris IBT 28561, 798 nucleotides long. RefSeq lists its product as uncharacterized. The record is from RefSeq and is a predicted model, not a curated record. Bases 210 to 725 code for a protein of 171 amino acids. Lineage: Eukaryota; Fungi; Ascomycota; Eurotiomycetes; Eurotiales; Aspergillaceae. The transcript has a single exon.
GUCUGUAACGUGGUGUUUCAAUUUAUAUAUAUAUAGUGCCACUAAUACUUCUAUCCAAAGUUAUAUAGUAAUUAACUACUAUAGGAAAACUGAUGAAAAAGGUCACGAUAAUGAUCUUGAUGACUAUGAAAAGUGCGAAAACAAUUGUAAGAUUGCUCAAAAGAGAAAGAAACAGAAAAAGACAAUUUGAAGAGUCAAGAUAACAAUGUAUGUGGGAAAACAACGCAAGACUGCUGACAUCGGGCCGAUUGCAUGCCUCACUCGUCCACAAUUACUUAACAAUAGAUGUAGAUAUUCGACUGAUGAUCUCCCUUCUUCCAAUGACAAAGACUCUGGAUAGAUAUCCAACAUCUUUCAAGUGUUUUCGACGGGGAAGUGAACGCUUUUACCUUCCCCUUUGUCGUCGAAACAAACACCAGUAUAAUGAUCGCGUGGAUCGUCGCUUGUGUGCUGAGCUUCCCUGUAUAGAAUGUCAGAGGACUCGGCCAAUGAUUAAUAGGGGGUAUUCUCAUAUACCUCUGGCAAACAUCUUUGGUUCCUUCUGGGACCAAUGCGGUGAAGCUUCGACGGCCUUCUGGAAGCCGGGGCCUUGUUGGAUCGCCAUUGAUUCAGGCCUCUUCCAAAGCGACGUUUCUGUGGCGAUAGAUAGUGUUAUGUCGUCGCGGCCUUUUCUUAUGGCACCGAUAGGGAUCUUUUUGAAAACGCGAUUGAAAGUCAUGACUUGAGGCCAACGAACUUCAGAAGCAAUGUUUGUAGAAGUUGUUUUUUAACUCCACCAGGACAGGAAGGUAAGUAUUU